Molecule: messenger RNA, 837 nt
Organism: Sinocyclocheilus rhinocerous
Lineage: Eukaryota; Metazoa; Chordata; Actinopteri; Cypriniformes; Cyprinidae
Product: kelch-like protein 41b
Exons: 3
Coding region: 1-285 (94 amino acids)
Molecular function (GO): protein binding
Source: RefSeq, a predicted model, not a curated record
AUGUCGUCUUCCUGCGCUUAUCCGUGGGACACAUUCACAGAGUUCCCUCAGGAGCGCAGCUCGGUGAAUCUCGUGAGCACCUUAGGAGGAAACCUCUUUGCAAUUGGUGGCUUUGCUAUUGUAGAGCUGGAGGACAAAAACAUCGGGCCCUCUGAGAUCACUGACGUUUGGCAGUAUGAAGAAGACAAAAAGACAUGGAGCGGCAUGCUGAGAGAGAUGCGCUACGCUUCCGGCUCUUCCUGCGUUGGCAUGCGUCUGAAUGCUGCCAGGAUGCCCAAACUUUAAAUCAAACCAAUUUUUUUGAAGUGUGACCCCCCUGUGGUCAUGUGACCUUUGACCUCAGCACACAGCUGUCUGUGGUCAUUUAUAUGUAGUCUAAAAUGAGAAGCCAAGGGAACUAAACCUUUUUCAUAAAACUAAGUGUGAAAAAAGCUUUCGGGUUCCCUAAAGUAUUUUUUCUUUUACAUUUUAGACAAACACUGUUAAUGUGAAAUGUGUAUGUGUGUGUGUGUGAACAUGAGCCAUUUCCCAUUUAAUACCCUGACAGAUUGACAGAACCAUGUAAGCAAGAACAGGUGCAUUUCUGUAUUGUUAUACAGUAAUAAAAAUAAACUCUCAAAAAUACUUUAAAAAUACUAGGUUAUUAUAUGUAUGUGCAUUUUUUGUAAAAUAAACUAUUUUAAACCAUAUCAACGUUUUUAGCAGACAGUUUUCUCUGAUGAUUGCAAAAACAAAAAAGCCAUUUAUUUUGGCUAGGACUGGCUAAUUACAUUAAUUUAACUGCAGCAUAUUUAUUGAGAUACAUACAUACAUAUUUCAAUAAAUAAUACUAAUAAG